UCCAACGAAAUCUAUAAAUAAUAGAACUAGAAAACGUUACAUGCAGAGCAGAUUAACAUAUAGAUAGCUAAUCAUGAAGGGUGUUAUACUACUGGUUGUUUCUCUAAUUAUUGUAAGUCUAACAUUGUCAACCUCAAACGUUAAUGCAACCACCAAACAUAGUCAUUUCGUGUUCGUUCAUGGGGCUGGCCAUGGAGCUUGGUGCUGGUACAAGGUGGCUACUCUCUUACAAUCCAUGGGUCAUAAUGUCACAACUAUGGACCUUACAGCCUCAGGAAUCAAUCCUAUCCAAGUUAGCCAAGUCAACGGUUCAUUGGUUGACUACGCUAAGCCGUUGAUGAAUUACAUGGCAUCUUUGCCGGCGGCGGCCACAGCGGAAAAGGUCGUCUUGGUGGGCCAUAGUUUAGGUGGACUCAGUAUAUCUCUUGCUAUGGAGACCUUUCCCCAUAAGAUUUCAGCUGCAGUAUUUGUCACAGCGUUUAUGCCUGGUCCUAAUCUCAGCUAUUCAAAAAUAUCCCAAGAGAGUACACAGGGAAACGGUUCUCCUAUGGAUUCGACAUUUAUAUAUGGCAAUGGUCCAAAUAAUCCUCCUACUGCUGUACUUUUCGGCCCAAAUUUAUUGGCAUCAAACUUUUACCAGCUUUCUCCACCAGAGGAUUUGGUGCUUGGUCUAUCAUUGUUGAGACCUUAUGAUAUGUUUAGCAAUGAAGAAUUGCUUAAUAAACAACUAAAACUGACCAAAGAGAAGUAUGGCUCUGUAAGAAGAGUUUUUAUCGUGUGCGACCAAGACCAUGCGAUCGAGGAGAGUUUGCAGAGGUGGAUGAUUGAGAGGAAUCCACCGCAUGAAGUGAUGGUCAUCAAUGGAACAGAUCAUAUGGUUAUGCUCUCUAGGCCACUCGAGCUCUUUUCCUACCUGGGACAGAUUGCACACAAAUAUUAUUAAUACAUUCAUGCAAUUAUAAAUGUACUACAAUGAUUUCUUUCACAACUAUUGUUAAUAUGCCUAAAUAAAGUGAAAGUGUUUAUACAUUCUUACUAAAA
This is a messenger RNA of Humulus lupulus (European hop), 1041 nucleotides long. Its product is annotated as methyl jasmonate esterase 1-like. The record is from RefSeq and is a predicted model, not a curated record. Bases 74 to 943 code for a protein of 289 amino acids. Gene Ontology annotation, molecular function: methyl salicylate esterase activity; methyl indole-3-acetate esterase activity; methyl jasmonate esterase activity. NCBI's taxonomy places the organism in Eukaryota, Viridiplantae, Streptophyta, Magnoliopsida, Rosales, Cannabaceae. The transcript is spliced from 3 exons. Gene Ontology annotation, biological process: salicylic acid metabolic process; jasmonic acid metabolic process.